AUGUAUUCCUUGAGCCCAACGCCUCUCUCCCCCGUCCACCCCCAGGUGCAUGAUUGGCGGAUGAGCCCGUGGAACCAUGCGCUGCCUUCAGCAUCGUGUGAUUCGCCGCAGCCUCGCUUCUUCCGCCAGCUGAUGGCUCAGGGCCACUCGCCUGAGGGCGUGUACCUGCCCGUCAAGCAGGCCAUUACAGAAGAAAACGAGGAUGCUAAUAAGGGACAUGCUGAGGGAGAUGGUUUCAGGCAACUCACUAACGAGGACAGCCAAUCACGGCUCUUGCACAGCCUGCCGUGGGCCCCACCAGCGGGUGGACGGCGCAGGCUGCUGGGUCUGGGGGACGUGCAGUACCCCCUGGAUGGAUACUUUCUCAGCAAAUCCGGGCUAUACUACGUGCAGGUGCAGCUGGGGUGGCAGAGGCAGCUCGUGAAUCUGCAGGUGGACACGGGCAGCGACCUGCUGUGGACGCGCUGUGUCUGCCCCUCCUGCCCUCCGCCCCACCCCUCCACCAACCACACCCAGCAGCCUGCAGGCGGGCAGCAGUCUCCCAGCGCCCCUUCCCCAGCUCCACCGUCAGGCCCCUCCCCCUCCACGCCCCCCUCGGGCCCCCCAGUGGCCCCUCCCUCAUCCGCAUCUCUCAACCGCGCGACAAACAUGGCAGCAAACGCAGGGACGAGCGCAGAUCCGGGGCAAGGGUUGCUUGCUGGCGCGCAGAUGGCACUGGAGGUUGACGGCUCUCAACGCCCGGCACACACACAGGCACAGGCUCAGGCACAAGCACAACCAGAGGGAGACGCAAGGCGGGUGGUUACUGCAGCAGGGGCGGGGAAUGCGGUGAAUACGGGUGCAUAUGCUGGGGGAGGUGGGGCAGGGGGGGUGGGCAGGGAAGCGGAGUGGUGGGAUGAAGGCAGGGAGGAGGAGCGGUGGGAUGAAGAAGCGGGGCAGCUGGCGGUGCCUCGAGGGUGGCUCAUGCGGGGAGCAGCAGAGGGCGGUGCUGACUGGCCCGUGGCCGCUGAGUCAGUGGCAGGGCAGCAGCGGCACAGCCUUGCAGCCGUGGGAGGGGUGCGCACGAGUAGGCGGUGUCAGUACAUGCUGCAGUACGGGGACGGCAGCACCACGGCGGGGGAUCUCCUCUUUGACUCCAUUGCUCUGCGCUCCACCUCCAAGAACUCCGCCAACGCCACCAUCGCCUUCGGCUGCGGAGUGCACCAGACGGGCCGCCUCGCCUCUGACUCCUCCACGGCGUCACUCAGCGGGGUUAUGGGGCUGGGCCGCGGGCCGCUCUCUAUAGUCACGCAGCUGGCGGCGCAGGGUGUGCUGCACGAGUCUUUCUCGCUGUGCCUCGAGGGCCGCCAGCGGGGGGGCCACCUCGUGCUGGGGAGGCGGCGCCUGCCCGUUACUAAUGCCACCGUCACCGCUCCCCUCGCACCCUCCGAUGACCUCACGGUGUACCGCCUGCCACUGCUCGCGCUCUACCUCAACUGGGCGCCCAUCCCACUGCCCAACGGCACCACCACCAUCACCGUCGCCCCUACCCCCCACGGCCUCUCCACCCCCGCCUCUGGUGCCUCCUCCUUCAUGGAGGGCGAUGGGGCUGCUGCGGACACGGGGGAAGGUGGUGGGGGCGCGGGUGACAGUGGGGGGGGAUGGUGA
Closterium sp. Yama58-4 is the source of this 1647-nucleotide messenger RNA. NCBI's taxonomy places the organism in Eukaryota, Viridiplantae, Streptophyta, Zygnematophyceae, Desmidiales, Closteriaceae. The record is from the annotation of a GenBank genome assembly.